AUGUCGGCGAGCGCAUCUCCUUCCUCCACACCUCCUCCAAAGCGUCUCAAGCUAGACGAAUCCCUUCCUACCAAUGGAAUGAUACUGCUCGAGUCGUCCAUCAUACCAAAGAAACGUCGACGUCCUCUCCCUGAGCCGUAUUCUCCAGCCGAUGUCUUAUUCCGCGAUAUCUGCGAUUUCUUGGGUCCUGACUAUUGUCAAGUUAUCCUGGAGUCUCGUAGUGAGGAAGAAUGGGUACCUCCAUCCGGACUGGAGAUACAGAGAAUAUUGGAGCUGAGAGUGGGGGCGUUCACAGUUUCAGGCGAGUCGCUCAGCUUGUACGAAGAAGAUGGAAAGAAAUGGGCCGUCGUCGUUCCCUUUGCACAUCCUGGAGAUUUGAUCAGAGCGAGGAUCUACAAACAUGAUCGGUUUUGUUCUUUCGGUGGCUUGGUCGACAUCAUCGAGUACAGCGAGGAUUAUAGAGGAGGAGAGGGUGAUAGACGCAAGUACCCAGAGAACGGUUGUCGGUACUUUGGCGAGUGCGGAGGAUGUCAACUUCAACCUAUCCCAUAUCCCCUUCAGCUUCUCCACAAACGCCGUACAGUGCAGCUCGCCUAUCAACGAUUCUCUGGUCUACCUUUCGAGCAAGUACCAAUCAUUCGAGAGACUAUCGGUAGUCCUAAACAGUGGGGUUAUCGGACUAAGAUCACACCACAUUUCGAUGCCCCACCAAAAUCUCUUCAACGUGCUGCGAACAUCACCAAAAGGCACCCUACCCACGUGUCAGAAUUAGAAGAGGAAGGGAUGAACGCACCUAUUGUUGUCGAAGAGAAGAGAAAGAAAUGGGAAUGUAGGAUCGGAUUUGAACGAAAGGGUAGGCCGGGGGUAAUGGACAUUGAGGAAUGUCCUAUAGCUACUCCUGUUCUAAACGAAAAACUCAAGGAAGAGCGUGCCAGGAUAGAACAGACAAUAUUGACAUUCAAAAAAGGUGCUACUCUGCUCUUACGAGAUUCUUUACCCCCACCUUCCCCUAUUCCAGGUAUCGGGAACCCGUAUAGGCAUAUUACAGAUGAAGAAACACAUUUGGCAGUGACAAAUCACCGACAACCUGUUUUCGAACGAGUAGGAAAUUAUUUGUUUUCUUUCACAGCGGGAAGCUUUUUCCAAAAUAACAAUUCGAUUUUAGUGCCUCUGACGGAACAUGUGCAAGAGGCCAUAUUUCCAUCAUCCCUACCUCCCUCGGACUCUCCUCAGGACACCACAGCUACCAUAACAGACGAUUCUGCCUCUGCUCCCGUCACAUCCCCAAUCUCGGAAGAUGUGCGGGAAACCACCACUACACGGCUUCAGGGGAGAAAUCGGAGGAAGAAGCAGCCCACUCAUCUGGUAGACACAUAUUGUGGUUCAGGAUUAUUUGGUAUCACUCUAUCUAGUCGAUUCGAAAAAGUAGCAGGGGUGGAAAUCAAUAACGAUUCCAUCGUCGCUGCCAGGAAGAACGCGGAGAUGAAUGGUUUGGAAGGGAAGACUGCUUGGCUCUGUGGAAAAGCAGAGGAUAUAUUUGCUGGUUUACCACAAGAAGGGUUUAAAGGGGAGAAUUCAUGCGUUGUGGUCGACCCACCUAGAAAAGGUUGCGAUGAACCUUUUCUUCGACAACUUCUCGCUUUUGCUCCCGUCACUAUAGUCUACGUAUCGUGUAAUGUCCACACUCAAGCUAGAGAUGUAGGAUGGUUUCUUCGUGAAGCUGAGAAAGGGGAACAUCAAUAUGUUUUGGAGAGUGUUAGGGGGUUUGAUCUGUUUCCCCAGACCUCGCACGUGGAAAGUGUUGCUGUUCUUCGUCAAAUAUGAUCUUUCCCCAUCUACUCUAAUCCCUUCAUCUCGAGCUAUUCCCUGAUGAUCCUAUCUUGUCAUAGAGCGACGUUUCAAAGUACGAUGAACAUUCCGAUAAUGUUUUUCUUC
Molecule: messenger RNA, 1935 nt
Organism: Tremella mesenterica DSM 1558
Lineage: Eukaryota; Fungi; Basidiomycota; Tremellomycetes; Tremellales; Tremellaceae
Exons: 8
Coding region: 1-1824 (607 amino acids)
Biological process (GO): tRNA processing
Molecular function (GO): tRNA (uracil(54)-C5)-methyltransferase activity, S-adenosyl methionine-dependent
Source: RefSeq, a predicted model, not a curated record